AUGGCAGACGGCAAAAGCGGCCCGUUCUUCUCCUGCGAUGUUCGUAUUGAGAUCCUCCCACUCGUUUCGCUACUCCCUCAUAUUCUCCGCAACGAGAAAAGGCGAGUCAUCGAAUGGCUGCACCUUCGAGUCAACACCAUCCCCGGAGCCCACUUUCUCCCCCGUGCGCUUUCUCACGCCCGAACCCCCAAAGCCCGCUCACGACCCGCCAAUCGGACUGUGAAGUACUACUACUACUACUACUACUACUACUACUACUACUACUACUACUACUACUACUACCCAGGUACUGGUAGUGGGUAUAGGUCAUCGUCAUCUAAAAGUAGCCAGGAACCCUAA
Messenger RNA from Penicillium diatomitis, 339 nucleotides. RefSeq lists its product as uncharacterized. Lineage: Eukaryota; Fungi; Ascomycota; Eurotiomycetes; Eurotiales; Aspergillaceae. The coding region runs from base 1 to 339 and encodes 112 amino acids. The record is from RefSeq and is a predicted model, not a curated record. The transcript is spliced from 3 exons.